Helobdella robusta is the source of this 429-nucleotide messenger RNA. RefSeq lists its product as hypothetical. Gene Ontology annotation, biological process: intracellular calcium ion homeostasis; activation of store-operated calcium channel activity; store-operated calcium entry. The record is from RefSeq and is a predicted model, not a curated record. Gene Ontology annotation, molecular function: calcium ion binding; calcium channel regulator activity; protein binding. Gene Ontology annotation, cellular component: endoplasmic reticulum; plasma membrane. The transcript is spliced from 4 exons. Lineage: Eukaryota; Metazoa; Annelida; Clitellata; Rhynchobdellida; Glossiphoniidae. The annotation marks the transcript as partial.
CAGAAUGAUAAACUGGGGUUUGAAGCAAUUUCCAUUUUACAUUCAUAUAUUGAUGCUAAUAAGGAUGGAGGUGUUGAACAAUCUGAGAGUCAAGAGUUUCUCCAGGAAGAUUUGCAACGAGCUGACCAAUCAGUGAGUCAGCCAGGCUACCAUAGCAACGACAACCACGUGACCGUACAUGAUCUUUGGGACUACUGGGUUCAAAGUGAAGUGUACAACUGGACGGUUGAUGAAGUUGUUGAUUGGUUGGACGUGCAUGUGGACCUCCAUCAAUACUCCCAGCUGUUCAAGUUGCACGACGUCAAUGGAAAACUUCUGCCCAGACUGGCCAGCACUAUCCACAACCCCCUAUACACAAUGCUCGGCAUACGAAACAUCAUCCACAAACAGAAGAUUGCUCUCAAAGCUGCCGACAUUGUUCUCUUCGGC